AUGGAUAAAUUUACCAAGAAGAUGGAUUCCAAUAUUAUCUAUUAUGUGGCUGCCAUUCUUAAUCCACGGGUUAAGACCUCCUUCAUCCAAGCUCAAAUGAGCAAGUCUGAUGCAGAUGUGAUUGUUUCUAAUAUACGUGAAUAUCUUAAGAAACAAUAUCCUGCAAGUCCUAUCUCUUCCUCUAGCGUAGAGCGUCCACCAGACAUAAUAUCAGACAUUGAUUGGUACCUAGAUUCAAGCCCUGAGAUGUGGUCUCAUAGUAUGAUAGAAGAUGGGGAUCCUAACUAG
This is a messenger RNA of Talaromyces stipitatus ATCC 10500, 288 nucleotides long. RefSeq lists its product as uncharacterized. NCBI's taxonomy places the organism in Eukaryota, Fungi, Ascomycota, Eurotiomycetes, Eurotiales, Trichocomaceae. The record is from RefSeq and is a predicted model, not a curated record. The transcript is spliced from 2 exons. Bases 1 to 288 code for a protein of 95 amino acids.